CCCAAUUCCCUCGAUUUUCUCCCCCCGACCGGCGGAUAGCCGCCCCUUAAAGCUAUUAAACCCCCCUCAACCCUCGUCCGCGUUCCAUUCUUCGUUUUCUUUCCCUUUUUCUCGCCCAAAAACCCGUAAUUCCCUUACCCACAUCUUCACCGAAGAACUCUAAGUGAUCACCAUAUCCGUGACCGCGACCCAGCUAUCCCUAACCUCUCGACGUCUAUACUACACUUAACAGAUAAUAUCCAUUUCGUUUUUCGAGUCGUCAUCUCGAGGGGCAAUUCACUCGGGUCUGUCAACCAUGGACAUGGCUCCAGUCCGCCCGCCUCCCGCCAUCACCACCGCCAACAAUUCCCUCCCUCGCGGACGCGCGCCCAAAGACCCCAAUGCGCAGACCUUCACGUUCCAAUGCAACGCCCUCGCCGACCUAGAGAACACCCUGCGAGCAUACCUCUCCCAUCCGCCGGGCCAGCCGGAGCACAGCACCUGCGAAUUGACUGUGUACGGCACCGCGUCGUUCGACGUGCAUCUCUCGCGGAACGCCCACUUCCAGCCGGGCCCGGUUGCCGACAACUUCGACGCGAGCAUCACCAUGCAGGAUGCCCUCGACGCGAAUCAGCACCCCACCGAGGCCAUGAACAAGCAGAGGGCCAUUGCGAAGGCCUGCGUGGAGGCGGUGCAGCGUGUGGAUGGGUUUCGGUAUAGCUUCCAUAACAAAUGGAAGAGCGGGGAGGACAACGCGCAUCGCUUUUCGUAUUACUGUAAUGAUUCAUUUCUCAAUAAGGAUCGCGUCGCGAAUGGUAAGGCCGGUACGCAAGGAAAAAGAGCGACCAAGCCGGUCUAUGACUGUAAAGGAGUGUUGGCGGUCAAGUUCUCGUCCGCCCAACAAAGUCUUACGGUGGUAUAUCGACAUAUUCCAUUACACGAAACCUAUGAAGAACGCGCUCCGAUCCCCCGGAAAGAUUCGAAGAGGCGGACGGUAUGGGAACAGAAGAACCCCGAGAAUAGGGUACGCGGCGGCACACUUCCUCGACAAUCCACCGGAGGAGCAGUCGAAGUCAAUGGUGAGAACCACUCGGAAGUCCGCGCGGCGAAGAAGCGAAAACGAAACACCAUCGCCGCGUCCAAGCCAUCUAGUACCGCCGAAGCCGAUCUUCGACAAGAGAGCCUCUACUCCCUCCUCGAACUGAUCCGCACCGACAAGGACGAAGUCCCCGGUACGCCGUCUCAAGAGAAGGAGCAGAUUCCCCCCCCUACCUCCGACAACCCGAACGGCAACCCUAACCCCAACCCGACGAACAACUUCGAUCCCGUUCUCCAGGCGCAAGCCUCCAAUCGGAUCGUCUUCGUCGACGGGGACAAGUCGAAACGACCAAAGAUCAGCUGCGGCGUCUGUCGAGGGAAGAAGAGUCGCUGCGACGGCGCCCGCCCCACCUGCGGUCCCUGUGCAAAGCGAUCCCUCGCCUGCCAUUACUCCGACCCUCCAUCCGACCACCCCCCCCAACCCGUCCACAACGGCCACCCUCCCGUCCACACCCCGCACACCCCCUCCUUCGCCCAAGGUCAAGCCCACACCCACGCGCAAGUGCAAGCCCAAGUGCAAGCUCAAGUGCAAGCUCAACAAGCCCAACUCACCACCACGACGCAAGAAAACCAAGACCUUAAAUCCGCCCUCCAAGACCUCCGCAACGAGAUGAAAUCCCUCCAAGAACAGCUCUCCACCUCCCAAGACAAAAUCAAGCAACUCGAAACCGACAAGUCCAACUCCCAGGCCGAAUCCGCCGCCGCCCAAGCCGCUGCGCAACAAGCCGCGCAGGCCCAAGCCCAGGCCCAGGCUCAGGCCCAAGCCCAAGCCCAAGCCCAGGCCCAAGCCGCCCAGCGCGAACGCACCCGCACCCCCCAACAACCCCAACAAUUCCCACAAUCCGUCCCCCGCACCCAACAACAUCAACCCCAACGCCAACCCCCGCCGCAGUUUUCCCAGCAAUUCUCCGCCCAGGCCGUCGACGCUAGCCACUCCGGCCACGGGAACCACGGGGUUAAUAACGUCGCGCCGGUGGCGGGGCAUGGGGUGGGUGCGGUGGGGGCCCAUGGGGUGAGUGGGGUGGGGAGCGGGCACGGGGUGAAUGGGGCCCAUCGGCAGCCAUUUGGGUCGGCGGCGGGGGUGGGAACGCAAGCGCCGGGGGGACAGGCGUAUGGGGGGGCGUAUAACGCGGGUGUUGGGCAGAACGCCGCGCAGGUGCGGGGCGAUAUAUACGGGCAGCAGAUGCGGUGGCAGAGCUCGUAUGGGUAUCCGGCGCCGACGCCGCAGAACGGAGAUCCGAAUAUGUGGAAUUCGUCAAGGAUGAAUCAUUCGAUGAUGCGGUGAGUCUAGGAGGACGAGGGAGAAGGGGAAUCUCACGACUUCAUGAUAUGAGCUCGACGACGGCGGAUCGAUAUCCGGAAGACUGGGUGCUAUUGGGCGGAAUCCGGUGGGCUUGUUUGGUUCGUGUAUUUGUUUUUCGUAUUGGUAUGAUAUCCCCUUUCGUUCGCUACAUGGAGGAUUGGGUCGGAUACAGAUGCUUUGACCGGGCGAUUAUUAUUCCUGCUCGGCGUCUCGAGCGGUACUUUCUCUCUGGACGGGGUUUUGUUUUCAGGGGCAAGAGCGGGAUUUUUUCAUGAAUGAGUGGCCAUACCAUACCGCACGACGGAU
Eremomyces bilateralis CBS 781.70 is the source of this 2686-nucleotide messenger RNA. RefSeq lists its product as uncharacterized. Bases 296 to 2362 code for a protein of 688 amino acids. Gene Ontology annotation, molecular function: RNA polymerase II cis-regulatory region sequence-specific DNA binding; DNA-binding transcription activator activity, RNA polymerase II-specific; zinc ion binding. Gene Ontology annotation, biological process: regulation of transcription by RNA polymerase II. NCBI's taxonomy places the organism in Eukaryota, Fungi, Ascomycota, Dothideomycetes, Eremomycetales, Eremomycetaceae. The transcript has 4 exons. Gene Ontology annotation, cellular component: nucleus. The record is from RefSeq and is a predicted model, not a curated record.